Molecule: messenger RNA, 4852 nt
Organism: Xenopus tropicalis (tropical clawed frog)
Lineage: Eukaryota; Metazoa; Chordata; Amphibia; Anura; Pipidae
Gene: pik3cb
Product: phosphatidylinositol-4,5-bisphosphate 3-kinase catalytic subunit beta
Biological process (GO): phosphatidylinositol-mediated signaling; phosphatidylinositol phosphate biosynthetic process; phosphatidylinositol 3-kinase/protein kinase B signal transduction
Cellular component (GO): cytoplasm
Molecular function (GO): kinase activity; 1-phosphatidylinositol-3-kinase activity; 1-phosphatidylinositol-4,5-bisphosphate 3-kinase activity
Source: RefSeq, marked provisional
GGGCGGGGGCGUGCAUAGUCUGUCUCGCCGCUCCGGUACGAGCAGCUCCCGGGAGCCCGGUUUGGUACAUUUCUGGAGCAGCAGGUGCAUUAACCAGACAUGGUGGGAAGGACAGAUUUCUCAAGAAACGUGGCCUGAAAACCGCCCAUCAAAUAAGAUCUGUUUCUUCCCUAAUAAAUGGAGUAAUGGCAGCCUAUGCAAAGAUCUAUUUCUCUUUAUGAAGAAAUUAUCCUGGAUGCAGCUCCUAUCUGGCAUGAAAGGGAAGGACGUCUGUGCCAAGCGAGAAAUGGCUUCCCCAGUUUGAAGACACUUAUGGUCAGUGCAUCAUUCUUCCUUGAACAUGCUGUUCAGAUAGUACUUACCCUUAUAGAAUGCCCCCUAUAAUGGACCACAUGGACAUCUGGACAGCAGAUACACCGCUUCCUCCAGAUAUCUGUGUGGACGUCUUGCUUCCCACUGGUAUAUAUGUGCAGAUGGACGUCCCAAGGGAUGCAUCCAUAUCUCAUAUUAAACAGCUCCUGUGGAAGCAUGCACAGAGCUACCCUCUGUUUCACCUCCUUCUGGAGAUUGACUCCUAUAUGUUCCAGUGCGUUAAUCAUAAUGCUGUUCACGAAGAGCUAGAGGAUGAGACUCAACGUUUGUGUGAUGUUCGCCCCUUCCUGCCUGUCCUGAAAUUGGUAUCCCGAAGCUGCAAUCCCGCAGAGAAGUUAGAUUCCAAGAUAGGGGUUCUGAUAGGAAAAGGUCUUCAGGAAUUUGAUGCCCUAAAAGACAACGAGGUCAUGGAAUUCCGCAGCAAGAUGAGAAGUAUCAGUGAGGCGAAGAUCCAAUCCCUGCUUGGCCUAACAUGGGUAGAGUGGCUAAAGCGUACAUUCCCCCCAGAACUAGAACCAUCCAUACAGGAUAACAUCCAAGGCAAGCUCUAUGGUGGCAACAUUGUAGUGGCCAUUCAUUUUGAGAACUGCCAGGAUGUAUUCAGUUUUCAAGUGUCUCCGAACAUGGUCCCUGUGAAAGUAAAUGAGCUUGCUAUUCGAAAGCGCCUGACUAUCCAUGGCAGAGAAGCGGAAGAGGUAGAUCCUGAGGAUUUUGUGCUGCAGGUCAACGGAAGGCUGGAAUUUGUUUUCGGGGAUCACCCUUUAAUUCAGUUUCAGUACAUCAGAAACUGUGUAAUGAACAAGGCUUUGCCACAUCUAACACUGGUUGAGUGUUGCAACAUCAAAAAACUGUUUGACCAAGAGAUGAGUGAGAUUGAACAUGCUGUGAGGAGAAAGUCAUCCAUGCACCCAGCGCUUCCAAUGCCCUUGCCUCCAAAGAAACGGGGUGCAUCAAUGAAGACUCUGAAUAUGCGGGAUAUUGUGUGGAAUAUUGUUCAGCCAUACAAGAUCAUACUGUCCAAAGGGAGUAGACUGAACACAGAGGACAGUGUUUUGGUCCGGGCUGGCCUUUUUCAUGGCACCGAACUAUUGUGUAAACCCACAAUGACUCCGGAAGUGCAAGGAAAGAAUGAUCAUGUUUGGAACGAGACACUGGAAUUUGAAAUCAAUGUCUGUGACCUUCCACGAAUGGCACGUCUCUGUUUUGCUAUAUACGCUGUUCUGGACAAGCCUAGGAACAAGAACAAAACCAAAUAUCAGACAAUCAAGAAGUCUGGCAAAAUGCACUUCCCUGUAGCCUGGGUGAACACCAUGGUGUUUGACUACAAAGGGCAGCUGAGAUCUGGGGACCAUGUAUUGCACUGCUGGUCGUCAUUCCCUGAUGAACUUGAAGAAAUGCUAAAUCCCAUGGGAACAGUUCGAACCAAUCCUUACACUGAGAAUACCACAACUCUACACAUAAAGUUUCACGACUACUCCAAAGAACCCAUUUCUUAUCCACCAUUUGAUAAGAUACUUGAAAAAGCUGCUGAAAUUGCACGGAACAGUGACAGCCUGUCUACGUCGGGUCGAGGUGGGAAAAAGCUUAAUAUUGAGCUCAAGGAGAUCAUGGAACGGGACCCUUUGUGCCAGUUAUGUGAGAAUGAGAAGGAUCUGAUCUGGACCUUGCGGUACGACUGUAGAGAGAACUUUCCUGGCUCUCUGCCCAAGCUUCUCUUGUCUGUCAAGUGGAACAAGCUGGAGGAUGUGGCACAGCUUCAAGCCCUACUCCAAAUCUGGUCCAAACUUCCCCCAAGGGAUGCCCUGGAAUUGCUUGACUUUAACUAUCCUGACCAGUAUGUGAGAGAAUAUGCAGUCAACUGUCUUAAACCAAUGAGUGAUGAGGAGCUCUCCCAGUACCUUCUGCAGCUUGUGCAGGUUCUGAAGUAUGAGCCGUUUCUGGACUGUGCCCUGUCACGCUUCCUCCUACAGAGAGCCCUGGAUAACCGCAGGAUAGGACAGUUCCUCUUCUGGCACCUGAGGUCUGAGGUCCAUAACCCUGCUGUCUCUGUGCAAUUUGGCCUGCUGCUGGAAGCAUACUGCCGAGGGAGCGUGGCCCACAUGAAAGUGCUGUCUAGACAGGUGGAGGCUCUGAAUAAACUGCGCACGUUAAAUGGACUAAUCAAACUGAAUGCUGUGAAGCUGAGCAAGGUCAAAAACAAAGACAAUAUGCAUACAUGCCUGAGGGAGAACGCCUACAAGGAGGCACUGAUGCACAUUCAGUCGCCCCUCAACCCCAGCAUCACCCUUUCUGAACUUGUUGUAGAGAAGUGCAAGUACAUGGAUUCUAAGAUGAAGCCCCUCUGGAUUGUGUACAACAACCGUGGAUUUGGCAGCGACUCUCUUGGAAUCAUCUUUAAAAAUGGGGAUGACCUACGUCAGGACAUGCUAGCACUUCAGCUGCUGCGGCUUAUGGACAUGUUGUGGAAGGAGGCUGGGUUGGACCUGAGGAUAGUGCCUUAUGGCUGCCUAGCAACUGGAGAUCGCUGCGGUUUUAUAGAGGUGGUGUCCGCUGCAGAGACUAUUGCAGACAUCCAGCUGGACAGCAGCAACCUUGCGGCUGCAGCCGCUUUCAACAAAGAUGCUCUGUUAAAUUGGAUCAAGGAAUGUCAUUCUGGUGAUGACCUAGAGCGAGCUAUUGAGGAAUUCACCUUGUCCUGUGCUGGCUACUGUGUAGCUACUUACGUUCUUGGAAUUGGUGACCGCCACAAUGACAACAUCAUGGUUAGGAAGACCGGGCAGCUUUUUCACAUUGAUUUUGGACACAUUCUGGGGAACUUCAAGUCCAAGUUUAAAAUUAAGAGGGAGCGUGGGCCCUUUAUUCUUACGUACGACUUCAUUCACGUGAUCCAACAGGGAAAACCAGGGAACACAGAGAAAUUUGGCAGGUUUCGGCAGUGCUGCGAGGAUGCCUACUUGAUCCUACGCAGAAAUGGGAACCUCAUCAUUACUCUGUUUGCACUAAUGCUGACAGCUGGACUCCCUGAGCUGAGUUCUGUUAAAGAUAUCCAGUAUGUCAAGGACUCCCUUGCCCUGGGCAAGAAAGAGGAGGACGCACUUAAGCAAUUCCGCCAGAAGUUUGAUGAGGCCCUAAAAGAAAGCUGGACAACCAAAGUUAACUGGAUGGCCCACACAAUGCGCAAGGAUUACAAGGCUUAGAGAUCCAGUCACUGUCUAAGCCUUCUACAUAGAACCUUCUGUGAGGAUGUAUUCUGUCUAAAAUACAUGAAUGCACUGGCUGAUAAGCACUGAGUGCCGCCCUGCUUAUCUCCAUUUGUGCCACAAACGGAUCUCUAGCUGCCACUUUAAUGUUACUUGUAUCAUUGGCAUUCCAGUUGAAGACCAAUGUCUGUUAUGGACCAGGCAGAGAGGAACCCACACACAAUAGCCACUGCUAUUCUGUUGCCUCUUGUGUGUUUCCAAUGCUGUAUAUCACUGCAAUGUUUGAAAUCAAUGGAAUGCACCUAUGUUCAGGCUGGUGCCUCUCAAAAGGCUCCAGUGUUGCACACUUUCUACUGUGAUACUUGACUUGGGCCUUCUCAUGAUAUUUAUUUUUUUCUAUCUAUUUUUGUGCUUAUGCAGCAGAGCUCAUCGGGCGGCUCUAAGCUCGGAAGUGCCGGGAAGCAGGUUCAUCAAAGGAUUUUUUUGUUCUAUUUGCUGUCUUCCUGCGUACUCGAUAGCCUUUUUAGCAUUGCACUGCCCUAUUCAUGCCGGGAUGCCACUUGAUACCAUCUGUCAUUGUCUCGCUGUGUCUUCCAGUUGCCACUUCAGUACCGGAGAGGAACUUUGCACUCUGUGGGACCUUGCUACUGUAUUGAGCUUAGAAGCACAGCACUUUGAAUGACAGUGAGUUGCUGUGUUGUAUAGAGAAUGUAUUCUUCAAGUCUAUCGGUACUUGUCCUGAAUCUAAGUAUGAUGCCACCCACCUGGCAGCAGGCCUUCUUCUCUUGCUGUAGGCAGUGGGGCCUAUUGUGUAGCAGCGACUAUUUCACACCCUACAGUGGUUGUUUGUAAACAGUCAUUUGCCUUUUCCCAAUAUUUGUGUCACUUUGUAUAUUCCUGAGUAACAGGGACUGAAACCGAGCCCUCAUGGGGCAUGAAUUCGCAGAGACGGGUUUACAUUCCAUUUUGCUUCCUACACCAGACUGUAAAAGAUCUAUCGAUACUUGAUAGCAGCAGACUGACCACGCUCAGCUGCAACCGGACGGAUGGAUGCGUACGCCUGUUUGUCUCUAUGGGAUGCUUGAGUGCAGUGUGACUGAUCAGAAAAUAGAGUUUCCACAUGAAUAAAAAAGCAAGGGAUGACUGAGAGAAAAGUGGUAUUUAUUCAACUUUUUUUUUUUUAAGGAAAAGGGUAAAUUAAUUUUUUAAGUACUGCCACUGGAGCUGCAACAUUUCCUGUAUUUAUUAACAUUGUUGGCUAAUCCGACUUAAAAAAAAAA